AUGAGCAGGGAGCAGAGGCCUACUCAACUGAGAACUAAGGACUCCUGGGUAGGAGCCAUUCUAGUCCUGCAAUUAAACUUCACUCUUGACUUUUUCCAGGACCUCAUUAGUCUCCCAGGACUUUCCGGGCUGACGUUUCCACCCCUCCUUCACUCUCUCUCUCUCUCUCUCCUCCCCCUCCUUCCAUCGUCCUCUAAUAACAAAGGAUCAGCUGCCAACAGCCGAAACAGAUCUCAGCUCUUGCCUAGUCAUCGCUGAGCUCUGUUAAUUAAAUUUUGCUUCUCGUUGUUAAUUAAAAUAU
Molecule: messenger RNA, 301 nt
Organism: Nezara viridula (southern green stink bug)
Lineage: Eukaryota; Metazoa; Arthropoda; Insecta; Hemiptera; Pentatomidae
Source: the annotation of a GenBank genome assembly